This is a messenger RNA of Theileria parva strain Muguga, 600 nucleotides long. RefSeq names its product Ribosomal L27 family protein (gene rpmA). The coding region runs from base 124 to 564 and encodes 146 amino acids. NCBI's taxonomy places the organism in Eukaryota, Apicomplexa, Aconoidasida, Piroplasmida, Theileriidae. The record is from RefSeq and is a predicted model, not a curated record. Gene Ontology annotation, molecular function: structural constituent of ribosome. Gene Ontology annotation, biological process: translation. The transcript has 3 exons. Gene Ontology annotation, cellular component: ribosome.
AAAAUCACUUUUAAAAAUAGGAAAAUAAAUUCAUUUUUUAUUUUUUAAUAUAAAUUUUAUAAUUUUAAACUGUAUUAUGUGGAUUUUUUAAUAUAUUUAUUCUGAGCUUUGAUAUGAUGUUCAAUGCUUCGUAUACUUUUGAUACUUUUUUACUUGAUUACUUCAAACACAAGUUCAUUUUUAAUUAAAAAUCCUUCACACAUUUGUCCAAAUAAAUUAAUUUUUGAGGUUUUGGCCCAUAAAACUGGAACAGGGAAUACGAAGAAUAAUAGGGACAGUAGGCCUAAGUAUUUAGGCCUGAAACGAUUCCAUAACAUGUUUGUAUACACUGGUAACAUCAUCGCACGACAACGUGGAGCACAUUUCAAACCCGGCCCCGGAGCCGCUAUGGGUAGAGAUUUUACUAUAUAUGCCAAGAGAAGUGGUCGUUUACAGAUAUUGAAGAGGCGUAUAAGUGUAUUAGAUUUAUUGGCAGAAAAUGAAUAUAUUAAAGAAGUAAAUAAGAAUUAUGAUUCGCCUACCAUUAACACACUUUCCAAAAUCUGGACCAAAAAAACACUUUAAACAAUAAAUUAACAACUUAAUAUAAUUAUAAUACUA